AUGAGUUCCCACUCUGGUAUGCAUGGAAUGUCGGGUAUGGACAUGGGCGGCGGGUCUGAGUCUGCCGCCUGUUCGAUGCAAAUGCUCGGCAACUGGCAGACUAUCAACACCUGCAUUCUCACCUCGUCAUGGCACGUCAGGACCGAAGCGCAAUUCGCCGGCACCUGCAUCGGUGUCUUUUUGAUGGUAUUCUUGAUCGAGACGGUGCGACGAUGGAGUCGCGAGUUUGACCGAUGGAUUCUCGAACGUGCUUUGAUCGAGCGGAGGGAAACGAGGCGCCGCACCGAGCACCUCAAGGCUGAGAUGGCCAGUCGACUGGCUGAAGCAGAGCCAUCGCAGCACCGUUUGACGCUGAGCCAAAAGAUGAACCAGCUCGAUUCCAUCUUCUUCGGCAUUCCCACUAGCAAGUCUAGCUGCCGACAAGCCGCCAUUGACGCGAUGCGCUUCCGACCCAAAAUGUGGCAGCAGCUCCUGCGUUCGCUUUUGUAUGGUGUCCAGUUCACUGGUGCUUACCUGGUCAUGUUGAUUUCCAUGACCUACAACGGCUACAUUAUCAUCGCCAUCGUCCUCGGCGGCAUCUUUGGUCACUUCUUCUCCACAUGGGACACACUCGGAUCGUCGCACUUGCUUGACGUGGACCAACUCUCGCAUAAUUCCGAGGCUGGAGUGGUUGCGGAUCCAGCUGGGGUUACUAUUUCGCCUUGCUGCCAGUCUAACGCUAACAAGGAUUCGUCCAGCGUUUCGAGUGAAUCUGACGAUAACAGCCAUCUCAAGCGUCAUGUGGUGACACUACCAGACCACGGUUAUGGUUCAGGUGCCUGUUGUGUGUAG
Mycosarcoma maydis (corn smut) is the source of this 831-nucleotide messenger RNA. RefSeq lists its product as uncharacterized. Bases 1 to 831 code for a protein of 276 amino acids. The transcript has 2 exons. Gene Ontology annotation, cellular component: membrane. Lineage: Eukaryota; Fungi; Basidiomycota; Ustilaginomycetes; Ustilaginales. Gene Ontology annotation, biological process: copper ion transmembrane transport. The record is from RefSeq and is a predicted model, not a curated record. Gene Ontology annotation, molecular function: copper ion transmembrane transporter activity.